Messenger RNA from Malaclemys terrapin pileata, 6847 nucleotides. RefSeq lists its product as uncharacterized. Gene Ontology annotation, cellular component: nuclear body. The transcript has 2 exons. Gene Ontology annotation, biological process: positive regulation of DNA-templated transcription. Bases 5702 to 6412 code for a protein of 236 amino acids. Lineage: Eukaryota; Metazoa; Chordata; Testudines; Emydidae. The record is from RefSeq and is a predicted model, not a curated record.
UUCAAAGCUUCUCUCAUGCGCACAGCACCCUGCUGUGCUCUUCUAACCGCCCUGGUGUGUGGCUGCACGUAAUCAGCGGCCAGGCAAUGUGCCUCAACCUCUCACCCCACCAGAAAUGUCUCCCCCUUACUCUCACAGAUAUUGUGGAGCACACAGCAAGCAGCAAUAACAAUGGGGAUAUUCUUUUCGCUGAGGUCUGAGCGAGUCAGUAAGCUGCGCCAGCGCACUUUUAAAUGUCCAAAUGCACAUUCCACCACCAUUCGGCACUUGCUCAGCCUGUAGUUGAACAGGUCCUGACUACUGUACAGGCUGCCUGUAUACGGCUUCAUGAGCCAUGGCAUUAAGGGGUAGGCUGGGUCCCCAAGGAUAACUAUAGGCAUUUCAACAUCCCCAACGGUUAUUUUCUGGUCCGGGAAGAAAGUCCCUUCCUCCAGCUUUCUAAACAGACCAGAGUGCCUGAAGACGCGAGCAUCAUGUACCUUUCCCAGCCAUCCCACGUUGAUGUUGGUGAAACACCCUUGUGAUCCACCAGGGCUUGCAGCAGCAUUGAAAAGUACCCCUUGAGGUUUAUCUACUCGGUGGCUUGGUGCUCCAGUGCCAAGAUAGGGAUAUGGGUUCCGUCUAUCGUCCCACCACAGUUUGGCAAUCCCAUUGCAGCAAAGCCAUCCACUAUGGCCUGCACGUUUCCCAGAGUCACUACCCUUGAUAUCACCAAGUCUUUCAUUGCCCUGGCAACUUGGAUCACAGCAGCCCCCACAGUAUAUUUGCCCACUCCAAAUUGAUUCCCGACUGACCGGUAGCUGUCUGGCGUUGCAAGCUUCCACGGGGCUAUCGUCACUCGCUUCUCAACUGUGAGGGCUGCUCUCAUCCUGGUAUUCUGGCGCUUCAGGGCAGGGGAAAGCAAGUCACAAAGUUCCAUGAAAGUGCCCUUAUGCAUGUGAAAGUUUCGCAGCCACUGGGAAUCGUCCCACACCUGCAGCAGGAUGCGGUCCCACCAGUCUGUGCUUGUUUCCCGUGCCCAGAAUCGGCGUUCCACAGCAUGAACCUGCCCCAGUAACACCAUGAUUUGCACAUUGCUGGGCCCUGUGCCUUGUGAGAGGUCUAUGUCCAUGUCAAUUUCCUCAUCACUCUCAUCGCCGCACUGCAAUCGCCUCCUCGGCUGGUCCUGGUUUUGCUUUGGCAUGUCCUGGCUCUGCAUAUACUCCAGGACAAUGCGUGUGGUGUUCAUAGUGCUCAUAAUUGCCGCGGUGCUCUGAGCGGGCUCCAUGAUCCCAGUGCUAUGGCGUCUGGUCUGAAUAAAGGCACGAAACUAGUAUCUGACGGACGGAGGGAGGGAGGAAGGGGCGAGUGAUGACAUGGCGUACAGGUACAGGGAAUUAAAAUCUUAAAGGUGGCUGUGCAUCAGGGAAAAACACAAACAACUGUCACACAGAAUGCCCCCCCCCCCGAAAGAUUGAACUCAAAACCCUGGGUUUAGCAGGCUGUUGAUUUCACGGAGGGAGGGGGAAGCAAAUGAAUACAGCACAAAUCUAUUUUUUACAUCUUAAGCUGGCAGACGAUGGUGCAGCAUGACUGAUAGCCCUCAGCGUCUUCUGGAUGCUUGGCAGAAAAUAGCAUAAUACGACUGAUAGCCAUCAUCAUCGAGACUGUUGGAUAGGACUGAGCAUGUCUGCCCAGGUGCCCAUGAUUGACAGCCACUGCAGUACGAUGAUGACGGAUAUCAGUCGUAAUAUACCAUCUUCUACCAAAAGGCAAGGGGCUGCUGUUGUGUGCAAUGCAGCCCCACGUCUGCCAGCACCCAGAUCGCCAAUGAAGUCUACCAGUCAUACUGCACCAUCUACUGCCAAAAGGCAAUUAGCUGCUGCUGUGUAGCAAUGCAGUACCACGUCUGCCGGCACCCAGAGGACAUAUGGUGACGCUGAGCUGAGCAGGCUCCAUGCUUGGCAUGGUAUGUUGUCUGCACAGGUAACCCAGCUAAAAAGGCGCGAAUCGAUUGUCUGUCAUUGCUCUGAUGGAGCGGGAGGUGCCUGACGACAUGUACCCAGAACCCCCCGUGACACAGUUUUGCAUUAUUCAGGCAUUCGGAUCUCAACCCAGAAUUUCAAUGGGCGGCGGAGACUGCGGGAACUGUGGGAUAGCUACCCACAGUUCAAUGCUCCGGAAGUCAACGUUAGCCUCGGUACUGUGGACGCGGUCCGCCGACUUAAUGCACUUAGAGCAUUUUAUGUGGGGACACACACAAUUGGCUGUAUACAAUCGAUUUCUAUAAAACCAGCUUCUAUAAAUUCGACCUAAUUUCGUAGUGUAGACAUACCCUUAGUCUCAGAGGCAUUGAAGCUCCAUGGCCUACCCUGAGGGAAGAGUAGGGCCCUUGGGGAUUUGGCACACUGAAGGGGUUCCUCUAAGAGAUUGUUUAAAAGCUGAGGUAUAGGACAGACCUGGAGGAUCCAUGACAGUUGGUGGCAGCUGGUGGGAUUCUGAAUGCAACAGGAGGAUUUUGCAAUAAGUGACUUGUAGUAACAAAAACAAGACUAGUCAAAGGAAAGAGGAAGAAAAUGGAGUAUAUCCACCUCCUUAAGAAGAGCAUCACAGAGCUGUGCGGUGGGAGAGCGUUAAGUAUUGAGAAGUUACACAAGGCUCAGCCGAUUGCAUGGCUGGAUAAGGAUGAUCGAAUCAAGGUCUAAACCCAGGUGGGAUUUCGAGAGAGUCCCAGGGCCACAGAGACACCUGCAGCAGCAGCAGGGGGACAUCCUGACGAUCCGUUCCCCCUUUGCUAUAGUUGAAGCAGUGGGAGUUGGAGCGGAAAGCAAAGGAGCUUCAGAUGGAGGAACAGAGAUUAGCAGACUGUAAAAGGGAGAGAUUCUAUCGAGAGGAAAAAGGGGAAACACGAGGAGAAGCAGAGGAAAAACCAGGAAGAGCAGCGAUAGCGUGAAGUGGGUAUGGAGAAGCAAAAAGUCCCCUAUAGGGGAAAGUGGGGUGAGAUCACAGGAAACUAGGUCCAUAGGAGCCUAGAUGCCAAAUGUCUGGCCCAGUUUAAGGAGAGGGGGAUCUAGAUGCCUAUCUCACUGCCUUUGAGAAGGCUUGUGACUGGAACCAGGUUGAUCCUGUGGACUGACUCCACUGUCUUACCUCUUACUCAAUGCCAAAGUGAUAGAGGUAUAUACCCAAAUGGAUGGAUUUGAUACUUGAGACUAUGAACAGUUCAAAGGGGCUCUACUGCUUAAGAUUGAAUUGAUACCUGUGGCUUAUAAAAAGGGUUUGGAGAUAUGCAAAGACCCAGGGUGUAAUUCACAGUAAAUCCUUAUAUAACAUGGUAGUUACGUUCCUAGAAAACCGGGUGUUAUAUAAAAACACGUUAUAUAAACUGAAGAAUAAAUGGGGAAAAAUGGGUUUAGGUUCCCAGACAUGACAAAGUUGUACAUGUUGGAGGGUGCUCAGGGCAGGGAGUUGGGGUGCAGGAGGAGGCUCGGGGUGCCGGAUCCGGGGGGGUGCUCACCUCAGGUGGCUCCCUGUGCCUCCUGUUCCUGGCAGAGACCCAGCUAGGUGGCUCCGUGCGCUCGCCCCAUCCCUCCCUGAGUGCUGACUGCAGGGGCAGCGCCUGCAGGCAGAGGCAGUGUGCAGAGCCCCCUGGUCGCGCCUCCACCUCCACCAGGAACAACAGGCAUGGGGAGCCACUUGUGGGGAGCCACCCAAGGCGAGCGCCCCCUCCAUAUCCGGCACCCCGAGCACCCUCCCAUGCCCUAACUCCCUCCCAUGAGCAUGCGCUAUAUAAAAAUAGUGCACGCAACAUAAAAAUGGGUUACUAAAGGAAAACCACGUUAUGUCAAAAACACGCUCUAUGAACAUGCGUUAUAUAAGAGUUUACUGUAUAUGGAGACUACUGCCCCGGUGGCAAAAUAUCUCUGCAAAGGGGGUAAAGGUGCAGGUGCCACUAUGCUGGAAAGUUUAUAUGACCUGGUGAGGUUAGAGCAACUCUGUGAGAUGUGUCUCCAUGAGUUUUGAAUGUGGUUAGUGGACAAGAAGCCUGAGGAUCCGUGUAGCACAUUCCAGUUGGCAGAUGAGUUUGUGGAUAGUAGGACCCAUAGUGAAAAAAACAAAGGGUGACUGGACCAAGUUGGGGAGCCAAAAGGGGGGGGUCACACAGGGGCACCCCAGAAGUGGGAUUCAAGUAAAUCGAAACCAGGAGUGACAGGAAAUGGGGGUAGACCAGCUCCAAGGGAUCCCGAAAACCUGACAUGUGGCAUCUGCAGGAAAAUCAAGCAUACAGGGGUGCGCUGCUCAAGGCUGGAGAAGAUGGGGUGUGUCGAGGACCGAGGGGCUCAGCCAUCCUUUGUCCAGCCAAGAAGGCUGCCUGUAGCUCAGCCUCAUCUAGUGAGCUAUGUGACUGAACUUCCAGAGGAAAGCAAUCUCACAGCCAUCUCCUCUGGGCUAAAGGGUGAGCUGGAGGAUGAGCUCCCAUCCCAGGCGCUAUGCACAUGUCCGGUGUGCACAGAUUCGUUACUGGGGGGACAUUACUUGGGUGGAGAGAUGCUGGGAAUGAGAGACCCGUUGUCAAACCGCAUGUGGUAAAAACCCCACUGAAUGCUGAAAGGAUGCACAGCCUGGCACAAGGGGCCAAAGGUGAAGCCAUUUGCCCUACCUGUGGCUCAUGUCCCUGUGCAGACAUAGGAAGUAGCCAGGGGCUAGCUAGGAGCGGGUUCUCCAGGAUCUCACUGUGACGCUGUCGGGGUUCCCGAGGUGCCUGGGGUGAAUCACUACCAGCUGCAUGCAGCGUGAGAGAGCCUUGGCUGUGCCCAUCGGGGGAAGUUCUCCCAAACCUGCCGGCUGCUGGCAGCACAAGCACACCGCUCUGCUCUAUGAGCCCCAUGUGUUCCCUCUGCAAGCCAACAGUUAAUGCACCCACCUUGUUACACUGAAGUGCCCACUCCCUUCUGGGCACCCACUCUCUACAGCGAUCCGCUGCCUCGAUGGAAAGCAGUGCACCCCAGGGUCGCCAGCCUCCCCUCCGCUUAACACACUAUUUAGUGUCAGGCACUUGGUCUUGGCUAUAAUAAACCAAGUAGAAGUGUAUUUAAUUCGGCUUAAGGCAAAGAUCCAAACUAAAGGCAAAUAAGGGGAUUGGAAACGCAAGGUUCCAGAUAAAAGAAAAAAUAUAAAACUUAAUCUAGAGCCUACACUUAUUACCCAGUUCCGUUCCAAUAAUGUAUUCCUCCCCUACUGGUCAGGCCUUACUGCACUUGUCCAGUCCAGAGAUCUGGGAUCCGCUUUUCAUGAGACACUCACAUUGGCAAUGCGGCCUCUGUAAUGGAUAACACCUUGUGGCUGUUCUUCUCUUAGGCCUGGUCUUCACUAGGAGGUUAUGUCGAAUUUAGCAGCGUUAAAUCGAAUGAAUCCUGCACCCGUCCACACAACGAAGCGAUUUAGUUCGACAUAGAGGUCUCUUAAAUUCGAUUUCUGUAUUCCUCCCCGACGAGGAAUGUCGAAUUAGGGUAGGUGUGGAUGGAAUUCAACGCUAAUAGCUCCGGGAGCUAUCCCACAGUGCACCACUCUGUUGACGCUCUGGAUAGCAGUCCGAGCUCGGAUGCUCUGACCAGCCACACAGGAAAAGCCCUGGGAAAAUUUGAAUUCCUUUUCCUGUCUGGCCAGUUUGAAUUUCAUUUCCUGUUUGGACAUCGUGGCAAGCUCAGCAGCACUGGCAACGAUGCAGAGCUCUCCAGCAGAGGUGACCAUGCAAUCUCAGAAUAGAAAGAGGGCCCCAGCAUGGACUGAUCGGGAAGUCUUGGAUCUGAUCGCUGUGUGGGGCGAUGAGUCCGUGCUUUCGGAGCUGCGCUCCAAGAAACAGAAUGCGAAGAUCUACGAGAAGAUCUCAAAAGCCAUGACAGAGAGAGGAUACAGCCGGGAUGCAACGCAGUGCCACGUGAAAAUCAAGGAGCUGAGACAACGGUACCAGAAGACCAAAGAGUCAAACGGACGCUCCGGAUCCCAGCCCCAGACAUGCCGUUUCUACGAGGCACUGCAUUCCAUUCUAGGUGCGGCCGCCACCACUACCCCACCACUGACCGUGGACUCUGAGGAUGGGAUAUUGUCCACGGCCAGUUCCUCGGACAUGUUAGCGGACGGGGAAGAUGAGGAAGGAGAUCAGGAGGAUGAGGCAGUCGACAGCGCUUACAACGCUGAUUUCCCUGACAGCCAGGAUCUCUUCAUCACCCUCACAGAGAUCCCCUACCAACCCUCCCCACGCGUUAACCCGGACCCUGAAUCAGGGGAAGGAUCAGUCGCUGCGACUGUCUCCCGACCUACCCCGGCAUCCCCCUCCCAGAGGCUGGCGCAGAUUAGGUGGAGAAAGAAAAGGACACAGGAUGACAUGUUCUCAGAACUUAUGGGCUGCUCCCGACCCGAGGCGGCCCAGUAGACCUAGUGGAGGGAGAACAUGUCACAAUAGCAGCGAGCUCACGGCGAACGGGAGGAGAGGUGGCGGCAGGAAGACCAGCAGGCGACUCAAACGCUGCUUGGACUAAUGAGGGAGCAAAGGGACACGCUCCGGCGCCUUGUGGAUGUUCUGCAGGACAGGAGGCAGGAAGACAGAGCCCUGCUGCAGUCUAUCUCUAACCGCCCUCCCCCACCACAAAGUCCCAUACCCCCCUCACCCAAAGUCCCAAGAAGGAGGGGCGGCAGGGGCCGUGAAAACUGUCACUCCACCCCUGCAGACUGCUCAAGUACCAGACGGCUCUCAUUCCCAAAGUUUUGAUAAGUCCUUUCCUUCACUCCAAAAGCACCUCACCCAAGCCCCUGUCCCAGUGUCAUCCCCUAACUGUGUAGUUGCUAAUAAAGAAUACGUUUCUGUUCA